AUGUUUCGAAUCGUGUCGUCUGGCGAUUCGCUGCUACGAGCGUUUGCAGCAUUAAACAUUGGUCGCCAAACCGUUCCGAUAUGUGGCGCAACAAGGGCGCUGCAUUUUACCACCAGCCACAAACCGGCAAAUGAGCCGCAUCGAGACCGUACGCUGCUGCAACCUGUCGUUCCUACAUUAUGUAAUGUGAGGCAAACGAGUUUCUUCAACAAACUUCCCGCGGAACAGAUCUGGAAGGGUGUCAUCUCGGUCAGUAAUGCCGGUAAGAAGCGUGGUCGUGGUAAAGGUUCCGGACGCAUCACGGCGAAGGAUCUGAACAGGGGACAGGUUAUUGGCUACGGUAAAGCGAACAUGGUAUGGCCCGGACUGUCUGCCCCUGUGAUACGUGGCCGCGAACUGGUACAGCAGCAAAAGCUACCGGAAGACAAAGAGCGUGAAGCAAAGCUGCGGCGCAUUCGCGAUGAGAUGGUAAACUUUAAACGGCUCAAGCUAAGCCCGCUCGAGCGUGGAUGGUCCGGUUCGAAAAUGCCGGGCCGCAGUAUCGGACCACCAGAUGCAAUCGGUGAAGAUGAGUUUGUAGGAUUCGACACCAAGUGUCUGGAGCUGAAGGCGGUAGUCAACAUGAAGGGUAACCAUGGCCGGAAGCGUCGCGUUUCGGCGAUGGUAGUAACGGGCAAUGGAAACGGGCUGGCCGGGUUCGGAUUCGGAAAGGCAAUUGAAGGACGAGCCGCGUUGCGGCAGGCAAAAAACCGUGCCGGCCAGAAACUGAUGCAUUUCGAUCUUUGCAAUGGGCACACGGUGUUCCACGACUUUCACUGUCAGUUCGGAGCUACGAAACUGUUUGUCGAGCGUAAACCAGAAGGCUUUGGGCUAAAGUGUCACCGAGCGAUUCGGACGGUGUGUGAGGUGCUGGGCAUUAAGGAUUUGCGCGCCAAAUGUGAAGGCUCAACCAAUGUGCAGCACGUGGUAAAAGCGUUCUUCAUCGGGUUACUGAAGCAAAAGGAUCACCAACAAAUAGCGGAAGAAAAGGGUCUUCAUGUGGUGGAAUUUCGGCCGGAAAACAUGAACUUCCCGAAAGUGGUUGCAAGCCCGACGGUGUGUCGUACCGAGCAGGAGCUAGAAAAUAAUGAAAUUCUUGACUUUACGCAGUACUGUAUGGAUGGGAAGAUUCAGUUGCAGAAGAAAAAGUUCCCACCGUUCUAUACGAAGUUCCGGUCGUGGGAGAUUUACCUUAAGAAGCAGGAGUAUUUGCGGAAUCAGGAUAAGGUACGGCUACGGAUGAUGGCGGAAACGGGCGAGGUGCGUAGCUAUCUCACGGAAAAGUAUCCCGAGUGUAAAAUGGGACCUGGACGGAAGGAUGAGUAAGCGCA
Messenger RNA from Anopheles maculipalpis, 1370 nucleotides. RefSeq names its product 28S ribosomal protein S5, mitochondrial (gene mRpS5). Gene Ontology annotation, biological process: translation. The transcript is spliced from 2 exons. Gene Ontology annotation, molecular function: structural constituent of ribosome; RNA binding. NCBI's taxonomy places the organism in Eukaryota, Metazoa, Arthropoda, Insecta, Diptera, Culicidae. Gene Ontology annotation, cellular component: ribosome. The coding region runs from base 1 to 1365 and encodes 454 amino acids. The record is from RefSeq and is a predicted model, not a curated record.